This is a messenger RNA of Marchantia polymorpha subsp. ruderalis, 1093 nucleotides long. NCBI's taxonomy places the organism in Eukaryota, Viridiplantae, Streptophyta, Marchantiopsida, Marchantiales, Marchantiaceae. The record is from the annotation of a GenBank genome assembly.
CGAACUUUCUCCGAUAAUUUCCGCGAUCAUUUCUGAGCCACAUCGUCGUCCCCACAGCAGCAGCAGCAGAGUGCUUGUACCGAAUCGGAACAUUUGAUCCAAUUUCGAAGGGAGCAGUGGUGCACAUAUCUCCGAGAAUGUCGACCGAGCAGAACUUCCAGAAAGGUUACGACGCCACUGCACAGAAGACGCAGGAGGCGAAGGACGCAGCCGGAGGAGCGGCCGAUCGCACCAUGCAAUCGGCCGGCGACGCGGCCGAGAAGGCGAAGCAGGUGGGAUCCGAGAAGGCCGGCCAGGCCCAGAACACGACCAGCAGCGCCGCCGGAACCGUCCAGGAGAAGGCUCUGAACGCGUGGGAGCAGACCAAGGCAACCGUCGCGAGCACCGUGGGCGCCGUCCAGGAGAAGGCCGCGCAGACCUUUGGCUCUGCCAAGACGACCGCCGGCAACACCACCCAGGCUGCCUCCGAUAAGACUGUCCAGGGCAAGGAUUACGUCGUAGACUCGGCUGUGCAAGGCAAGGAUUACGUGGUUGAUUCCGCCGUGCAAGGGAAGGAUUACGUCGUCGAUUCCGCGGUUGCCGCCAAGGACGCCGUCGUGAACUCCGCCACCCAAGGCAAGGACUUCACCGCCGACAAGCUCACCCAGGGCAAAGACUACACCGCUGACACUGCCGGUUCUGCCGGUCAAUACACCUCCGAUUCUGCCGUCGCUGCCAAGGACAAGAGUGCAGGCGUCUUGCAACAGGGAUUUGAAGCAGUGAAGGGAGCAGUGAUCGGUGCCAAGGAUGCCGUAGUUGGCAACAAGAGUGCUACUAAGUAGAUUUGGCUUGUUCCGCCCUCUUUCUCUUGUUGUUUAUAUUUGUGAAUAGACCUGAUUUACAUUACUAUACAACUUAAAGACUGGGACCUCAUUCACUAGUUUCCUCGGUUCGCGACAAUCGUUGCGGUAGUGAGGAUGAUUUUUUAAGGACCUGACUGAAACGGCUGGAAACGUGAGAUCCCAGUCUGUAGGCUUGACUGUCUGCCAUUUCGAACACAUUUGCCCACUGUAACACACAAUUAAUUAUACUUCACCGAUUCUCAUUCUUCAAA